CUGGAUUGACUGGUCAUCGGUUCUAAACCAUCCCGUAAAGUAUUGUAUACUGUAUAAGUUUCCUUGUCGAUGAAGGAAUGGUAUCACUCCUUCUGAUACAUCCUCCAUUGUUCCACCCAUGGGUAGCAUUGACAUGGUAAAUGAGACUGGUCGCUGAUCGGCGAGGGUCUGAGAACUGAGGGAGUUGUUGAUGAAGGUGAAUCUUUUCUCCCAGUCGCCUUCAGCGAUGGAGGAGGUGACGAAGUCAGACUUUACUUUAAAGGAGGAGCCAUGGGUGAAGUCCUGGGUGCGGUCGAGGAAGUCUUUGGUUUGGUUCAGGCCGUUGCGGACCACAAGGGCUCCAGCCAGUUGUUCUGCUUGCACUGUCUGGGGGCGAUGCGGAGAUCGGGGAAGCUGGUGGCCAUGAUGUUGGUGAGGGUGCUGCAGUUACAGAGGAAGAGGGCGGUGAACUGGAGUCUGAUGGCGGUGGUGCCUAGGUUGUUCAUUGAGACGGUUGCGGUGACUUGCAGGUUCAAGUUGUCGUCGAGAUUGGGAGCUACGUAUGAGAAUUGAUAAGAGAAUUCGAGACAUCUAAAAAUGAGGAUGUUGGCCAAGAUAUUGAUAAGAGAAUUCAAGCGCUAAAAAAGAAGAUAGCAUUGCAUUUGAUGUGAACACUGGAUGACUAAUAAUAGUCAAAGAAAGGGCUUUCGAAGAGAAAACUCCAAAUGGAGUUCAUAUAGAACCCAAAAUUCUUAAACGGAUCGAUGUUUAUAUAUAUGCGGGACUCACAUGCAAAGAGCUGAAGAACUGCACGGAGACGAGGCAGCGCGUGUUCAAAACAUAUAUAGGAGUGUGCCUAGUGAAAGACUUUAUAUUAUGAGAGUCUUUUCUCCGAGGAAAAAGGACACGCGGAGAGAUCGUGGGAAAAAAAGGUCUCGUCGGCGUAUGCGCCCCACGAAACCAUGAUGAGCUCCCUCCGAAGCAGCUUCCGAAGGUUACUUUCACAAACCAAACACCUAACUUCCCUCGUGAACCGAGGCCAUCACGAGCAGGCUCUCCUCUUCUUCUCCCAGAUGUUCUCCUCCCCCGACCUCACCCUCGACCCCUUCGCCUUCCCCCUUGCCCUCAAGUCCUCCGCGGCCCUCCGUCUACCCAACGCCGUAGCUUCGAUCCAUGCCCAUGCCACCAAGGCCGGCCUGCUCCCCAACCCGUUCGUUGCAUCCUCCCUGGUCGAUUCCCACGGCAAAUGUGCCGGCAUCGCCCACGCGCGUCAAGCGUUCGAUGAAUCUCCCCAACGGAACGUCGUCGUAUGGAACGCCAUGAUAGCCCUGUACUCCAGAUCGAGCGACACGCCUAGCGCGCUGGAGAUUUUUGAGGUGAUGGAUGUACAGCCCAACGCUUCGUCCUACAAUUCGAUAGUAGCUGCUCUCUCUGAGUCGGAGGAUGACGGGCCAUAUCGAGCACUUCACUUCUACAGGCGGAUGAGGGCGUCGGGUUUGGCUCCGAACCUAAUCACCGUCCUAGCCCUCUUGCCUAUUUGUGUCCGUCUUGGUGCAUUGAGUUUUAUCAAAGAGAUUCACGGGUUCGCGGUCAGAGGCCGUAUCUAUCCACACCCGCAACUAGGAAGUGGGUUCAUUGAAACUUAUGGACGGUGUGGUUGCUUGGUCUAUGCUCGCAGAAUUUUUGAUCUGAUGAAAGAUAAGGAUGUGGUGGUGUGGAGCUCCCUGGUUUCUGCAUAUGCGUUUCACGGCAAUGCUGAUAUUGCGAUGUCUGUUUUUAGAUGGAUGGAAACGGAAAAAGUGCAGCCUGACGGUAUCAUGUUUCUUGGCAUAUUGAAGGCGUGCAGCCAUUCAGGAUUCGCCGAUGAUGCUUUGAAAUAUUUCGACAUUAUGACUGAUAAAUAUGGUGUUGAAGCGAGCAGCGAUCACUACUCUUGUUUGGUUGAUGUUUUGAGCAGAGCAGGGAGGUUGAAGGAGGCAUAUGAGGUUCUAGACAGGAUGCCAGUGAAGGCAACUGCAAAGGCUUGGGGGGCUCUUCUUGGGGCUUGUAGGAGUCACGGAGAAGUGAGGCUCGCGGAGAUUGCAGGGAGAGUGCUGUUUGAGUUAGAGCCCGAGAAUGCGGGGAAUUAUGUAUUGCUGGCCGAAGCGCAUACUGAAGGCGGGAAGUUUGAGAGAGGCAGAGAGGUGAGAAGGGAGAUGGUGGAGAGAGGUUUGAAGAGAAGUCCUGGUGGGCAGUUGGGUAUAUAGUCAUUCAUGAUCCCGGAGCUGUGACAGGUGUGACUUAUAUAUA
This is a messenger RNA of Asparagus officinalis (garden asparagus), 2268 nucleotides long. RefSeq names its product putative pentatricopeptide repeat-containing protein At1g03510. Gene Ontology annotation, biological process: RNA modification. Lineage: Eukaryota; Viridiplantae; Streptophyta; Magnoliopsida; Asparagales; Asparagaceae. The record is from RefSeq and is a predicted model, not a curated record. Gene Ontology annotation, molecular function: protein binding; RNA binding.